This is a messenger RNA of Ophidiomyces ophidiicola, 3234 nucleotides long. RefSeq names its product transcription elongation factor spt5 (gene SPT5). Gene Ontology annotation, cellular component: DSIF complex. The record is from RefSeq and is a predicted model, not a curated record. Bases 1 to 3234 code for a protein of 1077 amino acids. Gene Ontology annotation, molecular function: protein binding; mRNA binding. Gene Ontology annotation, biological process: regulation of DNA-templated transcription elongation; transcription elongation by RNA polymerase II; regulation of transcription by RNA polymerase II. The transcript has 4 exons. Lineage: Eukaryota; Fungi; Ascomycota; Eurotiomycetes; Onygenales; Onygenaceae.
AUGUCUCGACUUCCUUCCUCGUUUUUGGACCAGGGCCUUGGAUCUGAGGAGGAGGAAGAUGACGAUUUCAAUCCUACUCCUGCUGAAGAUUCCGACACUGAGCAAGCGGACAAGCAAGAGGUGGAGUUUGGCGAGCCUCGAAUGAAAGGCGAAAAGCAUGCUAGGGUUGAAAGAAUUAUGGGAGACGCUGGUGGUGAGGAUGAUGAAGAUUUACCAAGUUCCACCGGCAUUCACCAGGAUAUACGGAAAAGACGAGACCAUGAAGAAAAUGACGGUAACGAAAGUGCAGCGGCCAACGAUGGACUUGGCGACGACGACGAAGUACCGGAAGAUGAAGAUGAAGAUGAAGAAGAGGAAGAAGAUGAGGGGGCUGUAUCGGGACGCCCACGGAAACGUAGACGUGGUGGCCUGAACGCGUUCUUCGAAGAAGAGGCCGAGGUUGAAGAGGAGGAGGAAGAUGUUGAAGAGGAAGAGGAAGACAUGGAGGCCGAAUUCGUUCAUCCUGAUGACGAUGCAAUUCUUCCAGCUGGCGCUGAAACAGACGACCGCAGACAUCGUGAACUUGAUAGAAAGCGAGAUCUAGAGGCAACGAUGGACGCGGAAAAACAAGCCCAGGCCCUCAAAGAGCGAUAUGGCCGCAAUCGUGCUACGGCUUCGGACUUGGUAGUCGUUCCAAAACGUCUGUUACUCCCGAGUGUUGAGGAUCCCAGCAUCUGGGCCGUUAAAUGCCGCCCCGGAAAAGAGCGCGAAAUUGUUUUUAAUGUAAUGAAGAGAAUGGAAGAGCGCCAUUCAGGCUCAAGAAAUCCUAUUCGGAUCACAUCAAUAUUCGAACGGGGGGGCACUAUGAGUGGCUACAUAUAUGUUGAGGCGCGCAAACAAGCAGACGUCAUGGAUGCUUUGGAGAAUCUUUCCAAUGUGUUUAUUAGGUCAAAAUUGACCUUGAUAUCUGUCAAGGAGAUGCCUGAUCUUCUCAGGGUUCAAAAAUCGGAGGAAUUGCAGCCUGGUGGCUGGGUACGCAUCAAACGGGGGAAAUACCAGGGCGAUUUGGCACAGAUAGAAGAAGUUGAGACAAAUGGCCUUGAAGUCACCGUUAGGCUUGUUCCACGUCUCGAUUAUGGUAUGAAUGAUGAUGUGAAUGGCCCAAAUGGAGACUCAAAGCGAAAACGGCCUGGUGGUUCUAAUCCUGCGGUUGCUCGCCCACCUCAACGUUUAUUCAGUGAAGCGGAAGCAAAAAAAAGACAUGGAAGGUAUUUAUCGGCUGCGGCAGGUCUAGGCGGUAAAUCAUGGACCUAUCUUGGUGAUACAUAUAUUGAUGGAUUUCUCAUAAAAGAUAUGAAAAUCCAGCAUCUUAUCACGAAAAAUGUUAACCCCCAGCUUGAUGAAGUCACCAGAUUCGCUCGUGGUGCUGAUGACGGUACUGUCAACCUCGAUCUUGCUUCGCUGGCUGCUAGUCUUAAGAACACCACCAGCGAGGAUUCAUACGUACCUGGAGAUACUGUGGAAGUGUUCAGUGGGGAGCAGCGAGGCGUUGUCGGUAGAGUUCUUUCUGGUCGUGCCGAUAUUGUCUCUAUCAAAGUUACAGAGGGCGAGCUCGAAGAUCAGAGGCUAGAUGUCCCUAUCAAAUCAUUACGCAAGCGGUUUAGGGAAGGUGACCAUGUGAAGGUCAUCGGAGGUAGCAAAUAUCGUGAUGAGCUUGGAAUGGUUGUUCGCAUCAAGGACGACCGUGUUACAUUACUCACGGAUAUGAGUAUGCAAGAAAUCACGGUCUUUAGCAAAGACCUGCGUGAAGCAGAAGAUGCAGGUGUCGAUGGAAAACUUGGUCAAUAUGAUGUCCAUGACCUUGUACAAAUUGACCAAACCACUGUUGGCUGUAUUAUCAAACUUGAUCGCGAGUCAAUGAAGGUCCUUGAUCAGAAUGGCUCCACGAGAACUUUACUUCCGUCCCGUGUCAUAGGCAAAAUCGAACAUCGUCGAAAUGCCGUAACUACCGAUAGGAACGGCGCUGAAAUCAAAUUCGCCGAUACAGUACGUGAGGUUACUGGAGAACAAAGGCUGGGCGUCAUCCUCCACGUCCACCGAGCUUUUCUUUUCAUGAAUAGCAAAGUUGUUGGUGAUAAUGCUGGAAUUAUUGUAUCGAGAGCAACCAAUGUCGUCACCGUGGCUACCAGUGGAGGCAGUUUAGCACCUAGAGGACCAGACCUUUCUAAGAUGAACCCUGCUCUGCAAAAGAAUGGUUUAAACGGCAACGGCAUGCCACCACCUCGAAGCAUUGGCAGAGAUAGAAUAGUCGGCAAAACAGUCACCAUUCGAAAAGGUCCAUAUAAAGGCCUUCUUGGUAUCAUCAAGGACACAACUGACGAAAUUGCCCGAGUGGAGUUGCACUCUGUCUCUAAAGUAGUUCCUGUUGAGAAAGAGAACUUAACCAUCAAGGAGUAUGUGUCCCAUUUGCCUUAUUCACUUGCCCACAUUGCUGAACAUAUGCAAUCUAGCCCAAUCACUGGUCAACCGAUCGAUCUUCGGCAGUUUAGCCGAGGCGGACCUGGUCGCGGUGGGCCACGAACCCCUCAAGGAGCAUCUGCUGCUCCUCCAAGAGCUGGGGGAGCCUGGCAAGGCGGUAGAACCCCCAUGGCAGUUAAUGAUUCUUCUCGAACACCUGCUUGGCGUUCGUCUUCAUCAAGAACUCCUGCAUGGAAUGCAGCAGCUGCGAGUGGCGCUCGAACGCCUUCGUGGAAAACAGAUGGCUCACGGACAGUCAACGCAUAUGACGCUGGAUAUAAGACCUCUCUCGGGAGCAGAACGCCGGCUUGGGCAGCCGGUAGCAAAACCCCUCGUGACGUUUCUGGCUUUGGAGCAUCGUCUGGAUCCGGAUUCGAUGCAUUCCUUGCCGGAUCUCGAACGCCUGCCCCUGCCAGCCUUCUCUCCGGCUCUCGCACUCCUGCUUGGGGCCAUAGCUCUGGUUCAUCUGGUGGCAAGGCUUUUGAUGCUCCCACUCCUGGUGGUGACUACGCGGCACCUUCGCCUGCUGUAUUUGGUGCUGCACCCACACCCGGCGCCUCUGCUCCUACGCCUCGCCCAUGGAACGAUGCAGCUCCUACACCGGGAGCCAGCGCGCCAACACCAGGUGCUUCAUCAUAUAGCGCUCCUACUCCUGCUGGUGGAAUGGGAUACCCUGCCACGCCUGGGGCAAUGGAUGAUGGAGGACCUCGAUACGAAGAAGGGACUCCAAGCCCAUAA